Linnemannia hyalina is the source of this 729-nucleotide messenger RNA. NCBI's taxonomy places the organism in Eukaryota, Fungi, Mortierellomycota, Mortierellomycetes, Mortierellales, Mortierellaceae. The record is from the annotation of a GenBank genome assembly.
AUGCUCAAGGAGAACGACGACGUUAUUGAGGCACCCGUGAUUCCUGCCAAGAAGCAGUGGGACGAUGAGGACGCUGAUUCCGAUGACAUCAAGGAGGAUUGGGAUGCCAGCAGUGAAUCUGAGUCUGAAGAGGAGGCUAAGCCCGCCGCUGCUCCCAAGCCCAAGAUCACCUUGACCGAGAAGAUUGCCCAGCGCAAUGCUGAGGCUGAGCGCAAGAAGGAGGCCGCUGCUGCCAAGGCCGCUCUUGUCCCUGAGCGCGAGACCGAGGAGGAGAAGUUCGAGCGUCGUCAGCGUGAGAAGAACGCCAUUAUCGAGUCUGACAUUGCCAAUGCUGCCGAUCUUUUCAGCGGAGUCAAGGUUACUGAUGGUGUCGUCACUGCUGCUAGCGAUUUGGAGACCAUGAAGCCCAAGACCAAGGAUCAGUUUAACGAGUUCUCCACCCAGCUUGUUGCCCUUAUCCAGAAGCACGAGAAACAAGGAUUGUAUGUUUCGUUCUUGGAGGGACUUUUCCGUGAACUUUCCCAGGGCACCCGCGAUGUCGAUGUCCGCAAGUUUGCCAGCACCUUGACGACUCUUGCCAACGAGAAGCAGAAGGCGGCCAAGGAUGCCUUGAAGACCAAGAAGAAAGGAAGCAGCAAGCCCUCGUUGACUGCCACCAAGGUCGCUGCUACCACCGUCGACACCAGAGACUACAGUAACGACUACGAUGAGUUUGAUGACUUUAUGUAA